Schizosaccharomyces japonicus yFS275 is the source of this 1404-nucleotide messenger RNA. Its product is annotated as elongin C. Gene Ontology annotation, cellular component: nucleus. Lineage: Eukaryota; Fungi; Ascomycota; Schizosaccharomycetes; Schizosaccharomycetales; Schizosaccharomycetaceae. Gene Ontology annotation, biological process: ubiquitin-dependent protein catabolic process. The transcript has 4 exons. The record is from RefSeq and is a predicted model, not a curated record. The coding region runs from base 303 to 596 and encodes 97 amino acids.
UACAAAUUUAAAACAAGAGGUUAACUGAAUCUUACGCGGAACUACUCGACUCUGCAAGUCUUUGAAGCUCAAACAUUUCUUUCAUUAUCGAUUACGGGUUACACUCUAACAGGAGUACUAUUCAUCUUACUCUCUGAUGAUGACUUCUUUUUUUAAUUCGCAGAAUAUAAUACAGAUUUAAACACGCUUUCAUUUUUGCAAGUGUAUCGCAAAUCUCACCCAUCACCUUAAUUCUUCUAUAUUCAUACCGUUUAAAAGAGACAACACUCCUUUUUAUUUCUGGGCAUAAUAAACGAAUUAGAAUGUCUACUGAGUUCGUAAAACUCGUUUCAUGUGAUGGUUUUGAGUACAUUUUGAAGAAAGAAAUAGCCUGUGUUUCUGGGACCAUAAAAACCAUGUUGGAAGACGCAAAAUUUGCAGAAGCACAAAAUAACGAAUGUCACUUUCCCGAAAUUAGAUCCGACCUGUUAGAAAAAGUUUGCGACUAUAUGCACUACAACUUUACUUAUAAGAACCAAACAGAUGUUCCAGAUUUCGACAUCCCUCCCGAAAUGGUAUUGGAAUUACUAGUGGCCUCUGCUUACCUUGAUGUAUGAGAGUACAAAGAGUCGAGCGGUACCCGUAUACUGAGUGUGAGUAAGCUGACCGGCAACUCUCUCAUUUUCAGGUGAUCGCAUGGACAAGCACCCUUUUUAGUGAAGUUAUCACUGUCACGGAAACAACAACAGUGUUCCUCUGUUUUCACCAUUAUUUUGGAAUGUUGCCUUCCAGUAACAUUGCCUCUAGUUUGUUUAUUUCAGCAAUAGAAGUGGCAUUUUUAAUGGUUUGUUUAAUUUUUUCCCUUUCUUCCUCUGUCAGCAUGUAACCCGUUACAACUUCUCCAGUAGCAGGACCUUGAGCUUGUUGCAAAAUGGUACCCAGAUCAAACAUGCGACUCUUCACACCCAUGAUGGAGGUAGCCACCUCAGUAGGAUGUUCAAGUGUCCCGAAGAGUUCUUCAGCUCUUAAGCGCUCGUUUCGACGAACACGUUCAUAAUCGAUAAUGCGAAGUGAAGGAAUUCUCCAAACCAAGUACAAGCGAUAGUACUGUUUUUGAGUAACUGGAUUAUCCAAGCAGCACAGCUGUUCCAGCCGUGUGCAUUUUGCUAAGGGAUCCAAAUUGGCAAGCUCCUGUAUGUGAUUCUGAGCAAGUACCAAGUUUUUUAAAUUGGGCAGAACGUCACCAAGCUCAGAGGCAAUAGAUGAAAUGCGGUUCCGAGCACAAAGCAAUGUCUCUAAACGGAGCAUGCGAGGAAAGUUUCCAAGGUAACGAAUGUCGUUAUCUGUGAAGUCAAUGGCGUCGUUAACAUCCUUAAGAACACCCAAGUUUUCAAUUAAAGGAAUUUGAUAGCCUGUGCAAUGUAG